This is a messenger RNA of Lottia gigantea (owl limpet), 1053 nucleotides long. RefSeq lists its product as hypothetical. The transcript has a single exon. Gene Ontology annotation, cellular component: extracellular region. The record is from RefSeq and is a predicted model, not a curated record. The annotation marks the transcript as partial. Lineage: Eukaryota; Metazoa; Mollusca; Gastropoda; Lottiidae. Gene Ontology annotation, molecular function: hormone activity.
AAUAAAAGGAGAUAUGACGCAAUAGGCGGUACAAGUAAUAUGGGAGGAUUCAAAAAACGAUCGUAUUUCCGAAAUAGAAGAUCUUUGGAUUCUAUCAACGCAUUCAGCGAUAUGGGACAAUUCGGAAAACGUAGAAUGGAUUCUAUAGACGGGUUUAGUGCUAUGGGUGGAUAUAAAAAACGUGCCCUGGACUCGAUCAAUGGUGUAAGUGGAAUGGGUGGAUUUAAGCGCGGCUUGGACUCGAUCAAUUCUUUUAGCGGAAUGGGUGGUUAUAGGAAGCGUGGUUUGGACUCAAUAAGCAGUUUUAGUGGCAUGGGCGGCUUCAAAAAACGUGGCUUAGACUCCAUCAAUAGUCUCAGUGGAAUGGGAGGAUUCAAACGAGGAGUGGAUGCCAUCGACGGCUUCAGUGGAAUGGGUGGUUUCAAACGUGGUUAUGACAAGAUUAAUGGAUUCAGUGGAAUGGGAGGCUAUAAGAAACGUGGAUUAGACGCAAUUGAUGGUUUAAGUGGAAUGGGGGGAUUUAAGCGCGGUAUGGACGCUAUAGAUGGAUACAGUGGAAUGGGUGGAUACAAACGAGGACUCGAUACAAUCAAUUCUUUCAGUGGAAUGGGCGGGUACAAGAAACGUCAAUUAGACUCUAUAAACGGUUUGAGUGGCAUGGGUGGUUUCAAACGUGGAAUGGAUGCGAUAGAUGGUUUCAGUGGAAUGGGUGGAUACAAAAAGCGACGCAUGGAUUCGAUAGAUGGCGUUAGUGGUAUGGGUGGAUACAAAAAGCGACGUAUGGAUUCUAUAGAUGGCGUUAGUGGUAUGGGUGGAUACAAAAAGCGACGUAUGGAUUCUAUAGAUGGCGUUAGUGGUAUGGGUGGAUACAAAAAGCGACGCAUGGAUUCGAUAGAUGGCGUUAGUGGUAUGGGAAAAUUUGGAAAACGAACACUUGACGAAAUUGAUAGUGUAAGUGGGCUGGGUGAUUUGGGAAAGCGACAAUUCGAUACCAUUGCUCGGAAUAGUGGUAUGGGAGGUUUUGGCAAAAGGCAAUCCAUUUUGUAUUCAGAU